This is a messenger RNA of Diachasmimorpha longicaudata, 2658 nucleotides long. RefSeq lists its product as uncharacterized. The record is from RefSeq and is a predicted model, not a curated record. Gene Ontology annotation, molecular function: DNA binding. NCBI's taxonomy places the organism in Eukaryota, Metazoa, Arthropoda, Insecta, Hymenoptera, Braconidae. Gene Ontology annotation, biological process: DNA integration; DNA recombination. The transcript has 6 exons. Bases 1 to 2658 code for a protein of 885 amino acids.
AUGGUUCAACAGAACAUUUUAAAAUUGAAGAUUGUAAAAUGGCUUGACGCUUAUUACUUAGUUCCUAUUAAUGUGCAGUUUCGAAAAUAUUUAAGAUUUUAUUUCGAUGGAAACCUUUAUGAGUUCAAUUGUUUACCGUUUGGUCUAAAUACUGCCCCUUAUCUUUUUACAAAGAUUAUGAAACCCGUUGUUGGGUAUCUGAGAAACUUGGGUUUUUUAUCGGUUGUCUAUCUUGAUGAUAUUCUGCUCAUUGCAGAUUCAAAAUUAGCUUGCCUAAAAAACAUUAAUUUUACAGUUGAGUUACUGAAUGAGCUAGGUUUUAUUAUCAACGAAGAAAAGAGUGUUCGAAUUCCCUCGCAAUCGUGCUUGUUUCUGGGAUUCAUUUUGAAUUCGCAAAAAAUGAGCUUAGAACUUCCUCUUGAGAAAAGGAAAAAAAUUAUUAAAGAGAUUGCUCAUUAUAAGAAAUUAGGCAAAUGUAAAAUUAGAGAGUUUGCUCAUUUCAUAGGGUGCUUGGUUUCCUGUUGCCCAGCUAUUCCGUAUGGUUACGCUCAUAUUAAAAAUUUUGAGAGGUUAAAAUAUUUGGCGUUGUUAAAAUCAGGGGGAAAGUUUGAUGAAGUAAUGGAGUUAAAGGUUCAACUGCAGGAUGAUUUCCAAUGGUGGGAAACGAAUAUUAGUUGGAGAAUUGCUAAUAUUGCAGUUAAAAAAUAUAGUUUAACUAUUUUUUCAGAUGCGUCUGGAACUGGGUGGGGGGCAGUGUGUAAUGGAAAAACAGCCCACGGUUUCUGGAGUGAGACAGAAAUUAAAUUUCAUAUUAAUUAUCUUGAACUUCUCGCAGCCUUUCUAGGAUUAAAAUACUUUGCCGAAAAGUUCAAGGAUUGUAAUAUUUUGCUUAGAGUUGAUAACACGACUGCGAUUUCUUAUAUUAAUCGCAUGGGGGGUGUUCGUUUUACAAAAUUAAGUAAUCUCUCCCGAUCUAUUUGGGAGUGGUGCGAACAACGAGGUCUAACAAUUUUUGCCUCUUACAUUUCUUCUAAGGACAAUUCGGAGGCAGAUUUUGAAUCCAGAAGAUUGAAGAGUGAUACCGAGUUUGAGUUGUCAAAGUCGGCGUUCAAUAAAAUAGUUGAAACGUUCGGAAAACCGGAUAUUGAUCUUUUCGCGUCAAAGAAUAAUAAAAAAUGUAAAAAUUAUAUUGCUUGGAAGCCGGAUCCAAACUCGGUGGCAGUUGAUGCGUUUACGAUUGGAUGGGAAAAAAUGUUCUUCUACGCGUUUCCACCCUUCAUCUUAAUUCCUAAAGUUUUACAAAAAAUCAAGUCCGAAGGUUCUCGAGGAAUUGUGAAAAUCACAUUUAUGGAAGAAUCUUACCCUGGUGGUCGGCAGGUUAUCAGGGAAGCAUUCAAGAAGAGAGGUAUUCCAGAAGACUCGUUGAAUAUUUCUUUAUCGUCUUUGAGUGACUCUUCAAUUAAACAAUACGACCAUGCCUUGCGGAAGUGGUGGAAUUUUGGCGUAUCAAAUAAAUUGUCUGUUUAUAAUGCCGAUACGUCCACCAUACUUAAGUUUUUAACUUCAGAAUUCGAAAGAGGAGCCUCUUACGGUACACUGAAUACCAUAAGGUCAGCUAUUGCACUCAUUCUUGGCCCAGAUAUUGGGCAAAAUGAGAUUAUUAAAAGAUUUUUCAAAGGUUUAUCAAAAUUAAGACCAUCUCAACCAAAGUAUGAAUCCACAUGGGAUCCAAAGAUAGUUUUAGAUUAUUUUAAGGAUUUUUCGAAUGAAGACUUGCCUUUAGAUGUAUUGAGUAAAAAAUUAGUUACUUUAUUAGCAUUAGUUACUGGCCAAAGGAUGCAAACCUUAGCUCUAAUUGAUGUAAGAAAUAUUAGAAUUAAGAAUGAAUUAGUAGAGAUUAAGAUUGACAGUAGGAUCAAAACUUCGAAGCCUGGAACGAAACAACCAGUAUUAAUUUUACCAUUUUUUAAAGAAAACCAAAACAUCUGUCCUGCCAAGACGCUUCAGAAAUACCUGAAUAUCUCAAAAGAUAUUAGAAAUAAGAGUCAUGCACUGUUCAUUUCAUUUAAGAAACCGUAUCAUAAGGUUUCGACUCAAACAUUGAGUAGAUGGGUGAAAGAUACCCUUCAGGAAUGUGGCGUUGAUACAGAGAUUUUCUCUGCUCAUAGCACCAGACAUGCUUCUACUUCUUCUGCAAAAAAGCUGGGAGUAGGCAUUGAUCUGAUAAAGAAAUGUGCUGGCUGGACAGAAAAUUCGUCGGUUUUUGCUAAGUUUUAUAAUAGACCUAUUAUUCAAGAUCCUAGUUUAUUUGCUAAGACUAUUUUGAGAGUGAAGUUCUAUCAUAAUUGUAUGAAGCGCCUCUUCCGAAAAGAUGAGUCCCUCCCAAUACCCUUAGUCCUGUGGACACCCAUUUUAAUAUUUGGCUACGGAUGCACUUUAAAGAUAAUGAGUCUCGGGAGGCAGGCCCCGAUGCAGGGGACGCAUAGGUGGGGGGUCGAUACAUUUUUGUUUCUAGCUAUAAACUUGUGGUGCCUCGGUCGGUACAAAGAGUACUACGUUGUUCAUCUUUUCGGAAGAGGCGCUUCAUACAAUUAUGAUAGAACUUCACUUACAGGGAUUUUUGUGGAGAUGAAUCUAUUUUAUAUUUUUAAGGAUUAG